Molecule: messenger RNA, 597 nt
Organism: Rhodofomes roseus
Lineage: Eukaryota; Fungi; Basidiomycota; Agaricomycetes; Polyporales; Fomitopsidaceae
Exons: 2
Coding region: 1-597 (198 amino acids)
Source: RefSeq, a predicted model, not a curated record
AUGCACAGGGCACUUAAGAUUGGACCCUUCUGGGCACAUAUCCCCGGAUAUGAAACGCGAGCCGACUGCCCUCGAUGUGGCGUGAGGGAAUCUCUAGCCCACAUCCUGACGGAGUGUCAAGCUCCAGGACAGGACCUAGUGUGGGCCAUGACGGGCAGCCUAUGGUAUAGAAAGACGAAGACCUGGAGUAAGCCCACCUUAGAAGACAUCCUUGCGGUUGGCCUCGGCACAUACGCCAAGCCAACGACAGCGAAGCGACGAGAAUCGAUACGCCGCCUCUGGCGCAUAGUGAUCUCGGAGGCGGCCUACCUCAUCUGGAAACUAAGGUGCGAACGGGUGAUCGAACACACCGAUGAGGGAGACUGGGAACACUCACGAAUAGAGAUCUCCAGACGGUGGCAUAUGGCACUGAACCGUCGACUGCAAAUGGACCUGAUCGCGACAAGGAAGAGUUUCGGCCUUCUGGCGCACUCUCAUCUCCUGGUAUUAGCGACGUGGUCUGGUGUCAUUGGAGAUGAACAAGGUCUCCAGCUCGACUGGACGAGAGUCCCAAGGUUUUUACAACGAUGGGCGCGACCCAUCCGCUGGCAGAGUUGA